Boleophthalmus pectinirostris (great blue-spotted mudskipper) is the source of this 597-nucleotide messenger RNA. Its product is annotated as BPTI/Kunitz domain-containing protein. The transcript has 5 exons. NCBI's taxonomy places the organism in Eukaryota, Metazoa, Chordata, Actinopteri, Gobiiformes, Gobiidae. Gene Ontology annotation, molecular function: serine-type endopeptidase inhibitor activity. The record is from RefSeq and is a predicted model, not a curated record. The coding region runs from base 1 to 597 and encodes 198 amino acids.
AUGAAGCUGCUGCUGUUUUUAGGCACCGCUCUGACGCUGGUUCACUCUGGAUUUCAGACUCCAGCGUUCUGUCAGCUGCCCAAAGAUGAGGGCACGGGCACCUUAAUCUCCUUCUCCUUGUAUUACGACUCUGCGCGGGGCCUGUGCCGGCCCUUCCUGUACUCGGGCGAAGGAGGAAACGCCAACCGCUUCGUCAACGAGAUCGAGUGCAUCCGGAACUGCUCUGCCAACGCCGAGAACAUCUACCCCAUGGACCGGACCAAAGCCUGUCACUUCCCAAAGGCUGUAGGAAACUGCACUUCCAAUCUGCUCAGGUAUUACUACGACUCUGUCAACGACCGCUGCAGGAAAUUCAUCUACACCGGCUGCUAUGGCAACGGAAACCGCUUCACCGACAUGGGCCUCUGCAACUCCACCUGCCACGGCAUCCACGCGAUCAUCUGCGCAGUGUUGCUGACUCUGGUCGUCGUCGGUAUCAUCGUAACUAUUGCCGUUUUAACUGUCAAGUCAAAGCAAAAGGAAGCGAAGAAGAAGGGAGCGGGGAAAAGAAAACAGCAGGACGUCCCUCUGCAGGAAACCACAACGGAGGUGGCGUGA